Messenger RNA from Trifolium pratense (red clover), 1335 nucleotides. Its product is annotated as universal stress protein PHOS34-like. Lineage: Eukaryota; Viridiplantae; Streptophyta; Magnoliopsida; Fabales; Fabaceae. The transcript has 3 exons. The record is from RefSeq and is a predicted model, not a curated record. Bases 228 to 935 code for a protein of 235 amino acids.
AACUGUUGUGCUGACGCAAUGUAUAAAACAGUCUAAAAAAGAACACAGAAAUUCAAUAACUUCAAGAAAAAGAAGAAAAAAAAAACAUUUCCUCACACUUUGAUCCGUUCCGUUACUAUAUCAACUCCAAUAAAUAAAUCUUCAAAAUUUUCGAUUUAAUCCGAAAAAUCUCUCUUCCUAUAUUUCAGCCCAAACUCUCUCUAAAAGUCUAAACCGUAAUUUUCAACAUGAAUCCACAAUCACCGGUUCGGCCCGAACCGGAUCACCCGGCUCGUUUCGCUUUACCAUCCGGUUCAAACCGCAAAAUCGCGAUCGCCGUUGAUCUCAGCGACGAAAGUGCCUACGCCGUCCGAUGGGCGGUUCAAAACUAUCUCCGACCAGGCGACACCGUGAUCCUCCUCCACGUCCGUCCAACUAGUGUCCUCUACGGCGCCGAUUGGGGUUCCAUCGAUCAAACCCUAACCAGUGACGGCGAUGGUGACGGCGGUGAUUCUUCAGAGGAAUCGCGACAGAAAAUGGAAGACGAAUUCGACAAUUUCACAUCAACGAAAGCAACGGACUUAGCACAACCAUUAGUGGAAUCACAAACUCCGUUCAAGAUUCACAUUGUGAAAGAUCAUGAUAUGAAAGAGAGAUUGUGUUUGGAAGUUGAGAGGCUUGGAUUGAGUGCUGUGAUUAUGGGAAGUCGUGGAUUUGGUGCUUCCAAAAGAGCUUCUACUGGUAGACUUGGAAGUGUCAGUGAUUAUUGUGUUCAUCACUGUGUUUGUCCUGUUGUUGUUGUUCGUUAUCCGGAGGAGGAGAGUAAUGGUGGUGGAAUUCAAGGGAAAGAUAGUGUUGGUGUUGGACAAAAGAUUGAACUUCAUCCGGUACCUGAGGAAGAAGUUGAACAUGAGGAGGAGUAUCAUGAUGCUUCGGAAGAACAUAAAGAUGCUUAAUGAGAUCACAGAGCAAUAUAAAUAUCCUACUAACUUCAGAAAACUGGUACGUCAAAUGGAGAAGAGUAUGAACUUUUACUACAUUGUGAAGCAUUGUUUGGUCGGUUGGAAUUUGUAUGCAUUUGAUCAGUUUGUUUUUAUACCGCUUCAAUAUUGACGGGUUUGAAGUCUUUCUACUUCGGUGAAUGGAUUUGGAAGCUGAUCCAGUUCAUGUGUGGAAACAAAGUGUAGAUUUAGAAACAAUGAAAACUUUGUUUUAUUGUCUUGUGUCAUAAAAUAUAAAAGAUUGUCUUGUGUUUGUCUUGUAAAUAUCCCUUACUGUGGUGUACAAUUUAUGAAUUCUCAUUUGUCUCGGAUGAUGUUAAUUAACAAAACACAUUUGGGGUUUGUUGUGGGAUUA